Molecule: messenger RNA, 549 nt
Organism: Closterium sp. Yama58-4
Lineage: Eukaryota; Viridiplantae; Streptophyta; Zygnematophyceae; Desmidiales; Closteriaceae
Source: the annotation of a GenBank genome assembly
AUGACCCGGGCGACAGGGAAGCCCUAUGCCACGGAGGCUGUCCGUUUUCGCGAAGAGGGAAGGCAACAUCUGGAUGUGAAUGACGAGCUGCAAAUCAAGCUUGACGAACAGGAGAAGAUCGUCGGCGAACUUCAAAAGGAGCUUGAAAGCCGGGAUACGGAUGUGAAGGAUGCGCUUGCUCUGUUGAAGCAUCUGGCGCAAAAGGUUGCUGAUGAUGAGCUCGCGAAAGUCGAUUGGCGGGUGAGGUUCAAGUUCCGCCAUCCCAGCACCACGAAGGCUCAACUGGAUCGCUCUGGAGAUCCUAGUGCCCUUGCCAGGCAGGCACGUGUCGUGCAGCGCUGGAUCAACCGUAGUGAAGUUACUUGCACGGACGGUUACAAUGGGAUUGGGAAGGUCUGCAUCGUCGGAUGGAAGGAAAUUCCAGAGGAUGAGCUAGAGGCAGACGAGUUUGGAGAUUUUGGCUUGGAUGAGCUGACAGGCAACAUUGACUCAGAGGAACGGGAGUAUGAUGAGGAAGAGGAGCAGCCAGUGCUCUGGGGCCGGGAGUAG